Molecule: messenger RNA, 1903 nt
Organism: Prorocentrum cordatum
Lineage: Eukaryota; Dinophyceae; Prorocentrales; Prorocentraceae
Source: the annotation of a GenBank genome assembly
UGGGCCCGAAAGGGGCAGCAACGCUCUUCGUGAUUUUGCCACGGCGCCCGGAUGUCAAGGACACGUUUCUUCUUUGUGCUGUCGUUCCAGUGCAGCACUCCUCGCUCUCGCGGCCGCCAUGCGCGUCGCCGUGGUUGGCGGCGGACCUGGCGGGCUGUGCGCCGCGAUCGGGCUGGGGCAGCUGGGCCACGACGUGGUCGUGCUGGAGCGCCUGGAGCACCCCUCCGCACGACCGAGCCGCAGCCGUCAGCGCUCGUACCCGGUGGACAUCUCCGGCGGCGGCAUGGCCGCCCUGGAGGCCCUGGGCGCCGCUCCGGAGGGCGGCGCGCUGCGGCGGCGGCUGCUGCCCUUCCUCGGGCACGCCGCGGAGCCGGGCGGCAGGGCCCCGCGGCCGAUGCGGAGCCCGGGCCUCAUCGGGACGCGGGAGGACUUGGUGGAGGGCAAAACCGAGGAGCGGGGCGGCCGCUGGGCUGGCCGCGUGCGCGUCUUCCACGGUGUCGAGGUCGGUCGCCUCGACCUGGCCGCCCGCACCGUCGAGGUCGUCGGGGCGGUGGGCUGCGACCUCGGCGAGGCCGCGGCGGCUGCGCAGCAGCCCUUCGACCUGAUCUGCGCCUGCGACGGGACCCCCGUUCUCCAGGCUGCGGGCGGCGGCGGCGGAGCAGGACCCUGGGCUGCGGGUCACGGAGGGGCAGCGGAGGCGGUUCGGCGAGAACAUCUACAAGACCCUGAACCUCGACAGGAGACCGAGGCGGUCGAGAGGCUCCUGGUGCCGGGCUACCUCUACGCCUGCGGCGGGUGCGUGGUGACGCGCCUGCCCGCCGGCGACGCGGUGGGCAUCGUGUCCAUGUGGCGGGACGCCGACUGGGAGCCGGGCCUGGUCAGACGGCGCCUGGGCAAGCUGCUGCCUUGCGUCUCCGCGGAGGAAGAGGCCGCCUUCGACAUGCGCGAGGUCCAGGACGCGGGCGGAGGGUUCACCGUGUCGCGCUUGCACGCUGGCGGCUGCCUAGUGCUUCUAGGCGAUAGCGCCACGACCCCGCCGCCGCCUGGGCAGGGCUGCGGCCACGCGAUCUGCGCGGCGGCGGCCCUCGUGUCAGAGUUCAAGAAGGUUCCGCUGGACUGCACAGCCGAGACCAGGGGGGAAGAGUCGCCGCCGCCUUAGAGGAAUACGACAGGCAGCAACUGCCGUUGGAGAGGAAAUACGCAGCCGCUGACAUCUCGCAGUGGCUCUGGUGGAACUGUGUUGGUCCAGGCUUGAUGCUCCUGCAGUGCCAGCAGAUCGGACUGUGCUGCUGGUGCUGCGCCAAGUACGUCUACUCGCGGAAGAAGGAGGAGGCGGCGAAGGCCAAGAGCUCGAAGCGAAACUGACAGCUGGCCUCUGCCGCGCGCCCCUCCCAGUAGUCCAGGGGCCGCCGGUGUCCCGGCCGUGGAGGCUCUCGCCCGCCGUGGGUGGGCUGGGCCGACUUCUGCAGCCGGGAUGCAUCCUUCGAGGGCGCGCUCCCCGCGCGCUCGAGGGAGAAAACAGUCUUCCCGCCCCCUCACCGCUCGCCGCUCCGCCCUGUUGGGGCCACCCAAUCUGCAGAGGCUCUCGCGCACGCCUGCCACACCAUCCAGACUGCUGGCAGCGCAGGCCGCCGAGAGGGCGGCCAGAAGGGGUCGACGCAUGCGGGCGUCCGGGCCCCCGACCCCGCAGGGGCGGGCCGAUCUUGGGCCCGGGGCCAGCCUGGGUCUCGCGCCGCAGAGCUGUCGCGCCGCUCCGGCUCCUGCUCCGGCUCCGGCUUUGGCUCUGGCCCUGGCUCGCCCGGCUCCCGACGUCGUGAGACAAUCUCACGGCGCCGUGAGCAAAAGGGCGACAGGAUUUCUCCACCUCUUCCUGUGUCUGUCACGACGCCCGGGCACGCUGGGG